This is a messenger RNA of Carassius gibelio (silver crucian carp), 1884 nucleotides long. RefSeq lists its product as uncharacterized. The transcript has 9 exons. The record is from RefSeq and is a predicted model, not a curated record. Lineage: Eukaryota; Metazoa; Chordata; Actinopteri; Cypriniformes; Cyprinidae. The coding region runs from base 301 to 1884 and encodes 527 amino acids.
GCUUUAUAAUUAAAACGUUAGAUUAACGAAGCUUUCGAUGGGUGCUGCAGGAUUUGCUUUUGUGUGGACGUAAGUUAAACAUGUGCAAUAUCACCAAAACGUCACUCAAUUUAAUAAUUUAUAAGCGAAACUUGCAUAGUUGGUUUUAAAACUUUAUUUUACAAGUUAGAUGUAACUGUGUUUGUGUGUAACUUUAAGUGUGUGUGUUAGGUUUUCAUAUUGGCGUUAUCUAGAUGAGUGGUUAAAAGACAUAAUAAAUGUGCUAGCUUAUUUUAAUAGUGAGAGUGUCGUUCUGAAGAAAUGCUGGUCCAAGUCGAGUGUAAAGGGAACCCGAAAUGGAUCCGAAUACCAGAGAAAAAUGACUGUUUUGACUUCUGUGGAUUCAUUAAAGAAGCUUCAGCAAAGUUCAACUUGCCGCAUGGAGCCAAUGUGGUUCUUAAAGACUCUGCAGGAGUUGAUGUUGAUGCUGAUAUUUUUGAUGAGCUUGUGAGAACAUCUAAGGUGUCCUUCAAAAUUUUGGAUGGUGAUAACAAUAAAUCGGAUAAUGUUCCACAAGCUGAGAUCGAUCUCUCUGAGCCCUCAUGCCCUGGGUCAUCGUUUUCAUCAAUAGAAUCAGAAAGUUCGGAGUCCACAGUGAUUCCACAAUCUUCAAAGGCAUCCAAAAAGCGAUUCUUAGAAGAACCUUCUGACUGCAAUGCGUCAAAAGAUCUAGUUCAUGCAGCGCUACACUCAAAACCAGGAGGCUCUGAUAUAUUGAAGGAGUAUGAACAAACAAGUAGCCUGUCUGACAAGACACGAAAGAAGCUGGUAAACAUCCUUGUGGCUGAUAUGGUAGAGAAGUAUGGGAGGAUUCCACCAGUCAGUAUCCGUUUAAGCUACGCUCUUGGGAUCAUAACCUUGUUCCCCAAUUUGAAGGAUAAGUGCUCACCGACUGGUUAUGAACAUUACUAUGAUCCACGCAGUGGCCAGGGUUACAUUGCCUACAGAUUGAAAACUGUUCAGCGCAACUCUGUAAAUAAUUUGAAGGGGGCAUCCAAGGUGGUUUACCAAGAUGGUCCAAAGACUUUGCGCAAGACAUCUUCAGCAACUGAGCAGCUGUCAGGUGACGAAUGCACAGAAGCUAUAUCCAUGAUGAAGCAUUCAACGGACACACCAGUUAUUAAGGAUAAAAUGAGGACAACAUUCAAGUACAGGCAGAAUUUGAUACAUGAUCCAGACAAAUCUUCACUCAUCCUUGAUUACUUUCCCCGAUUUUUGGAUACACCAGGCUUGAUUGACCAAGACUUUACUAUGCUUUUUGGAGAUGACAUCUCAAGCAAAUUUAUUGCAAAAUGGCCAACAUUCUACAAGCAAAGAGUAAUUGCUGACUGCAAAAACCUGCACCCUGGUGCACAUGUGGAUGACCUUCUGUCUGCUCUGGAGGAGUGUGAUUGUGGAUGGGACAGUGAUGUGGCAGCUAUUCUUCUGCUCAUUCAUCUCUUGCCUCCGACUGUAAAAGGAAGGAAGACUGGGAAAAUCAGUGCAACUGAAGCAGCUGAUCAUAUUGUAAAGUUCAUUAAGGUGGGGACGAGCGUCAAGACAUUUCUUGAACAAAUUGGAUCUACACAGCCCUUCCUCCUCUGUGUUGGAGAAAAGAGGAGUAUCAUUCAGAAGUUUUACAUCAUCCUGGACCAGAAGGCCAUUCCCUGCAUGACUCAGACAGCUGUUGCAGCCUUUGAUGAACUCUUUAAGGCGCACUUUGUCUUUGCCGUGUCAUAUGAUGAGGCCUUGUGCAACUUCUACACGUUCAUUCAAACAACAGUGUAUGGCAUUGAUGUGGGCACUGCCAAGGAAAGUCCAAGGGUCAAGGAAAUCCGAGUGAGAAUUGAAAACACUGAGGUGUGA